GCGGCGGAUUCAAACGGAAGAUGAAAGAUGGCCGCGGAGAAAGACACCGAUGUAAAUAAACGAGACAGAAGGGGCACGGUGUGCAAUGUUGUGAUCAGUCAGGAGUCGGAAACGGGCGGCAGUGGUGACGGCCGGCCGCCCAUCAUCUUCAACCCUGACUUCUUCGUGGAGAAGCUGCGUCACGAGCGGCCCGAGGCCUUCACCGAGCUGGUGCUGAGCAACAUCACGCAGCUCAUCCACCUCCCAGGGGCCGAAUUCUCACAGCUACUAGACGAGGAGCCCAAGACGCCCAACGCCACUGCAGCCGGAGGCUUCUUCCGCUCUUUCAACUUCCUCAAACGCAAAGACAAAGGUGUUGUGUUCGGCAUGCCUCUCACAGAGGAAGGAAUAGCUCAGAUUUAUCAACUCAUCGUGUUCCUCAGCAAAAAUCUGCAUGUGGAGGGUCUGUUUCGGGUUCCUGGUAACAGCCUGAGACAGCAGACGCUGAGAGAGCAGCUCAACAGCGGCGCCGACAUCGCCUUCUCCUCCGGUGACUUCCAUCCCAACGAUGUGGCCACGCUCCUCAAGAGCUUCCUGGGAGAGCUGCCCGAGCCCCUGCUGACCCAGCGGCACCUGCACGCUCACCUGAAGAUCACAAAGCUCAGCCUGUUCGACGAUCACGGCAGUAAGACGAGUCUGCCGGAUAAAGAGCGUCAGAUCGAGGCGCUGCAGCUGCUGCUGAUGCUGCUGCCCACCGCUAACCGAAGCCUGCUCAAGCUGCUGCUGGACCUGCUCUACCACACUGCCAAACAACAGCACAAGAACAGGAUGUCUGCGCACAACCUCGCGCUCAUGUUCGCCCCCCACGUCAUCUGGCCCAACAACAUGAAUGCCACUGACCUUCAGGAGAACCUGAAGAAACUGAACAGCGGCAUGGCGUUUCUCAUCAAACACUCACAGAAGAUCUUUCGGGCACCGGUGUAUCUGAGGGAACAUGCGAGACUUCAGUUCGCAGACACCAGCAUGAUUCACUCCAAGGAUGAUCUGGAGCUGCUGUCAGUCAGCGGUUCUCCGUUCAUGUCGGCGUGUAAGAGGAGCGCAGCACGAGUGCGGUCAGACUCGGACAGUCACACUGAAGAGGCGCUCCGAGAGCUCUAUCGACACGUCACCCAUCACAUGCCAAACUCCGCCAAGAAGAAAAAACUCAUCCGACAGCUUGGCAAGCAGUCGACUCCUGGCACUCCUGUGAAUGAGAACACGACUCCUACCAGUAAAAAACACAUGCGCUCGCGCUCCUUCGGUGGGCUUAUCAAGAAGAAGGUUUUGGGGAGCCAGCCUGCCGCAGACAGGAGGGGGAAGGAGAACAUCAGCUGUGAUCCAGUGAGCUGAAUGCCCUCAGCACCGGGUUCAGUGCCUUAUAUGUCUAUAUUGUGAAUUCUGCCCGAAUAGAAGACUUCACUUCACUUCACUCUAGACGACCAGAGGAG
Messenger RNA from Sinocyclocheilus anshuiensis, 1466 nucleotides. Its product is annotated as rho GTPase-activating protein 19-like. The transcript is spliced from 11 exons. Lineage: Eukaryota; Metazoa; Chordata; Actinopteri; Cypriniformes; Cyprinidae. Gene Ontology annotation, cellular component: cytoplasm. Gene Ontology annotation, biological process: signal transduction; regulation of small GTPase mediated signal transduction. The coding region runs from base 28 to 1368 and encodes 446 amino acids. The record is from RefSeq and is a predicted model, not a curated record. Gene Ontology annotation, molecular function: GTPase activator activity.